AUGAUGAUAAGUCUUUGGGAUGAAAGUAAGGUUAAUAUUUGGUAUCAUCUUAUCCUUUUUUUCUCUUCACAGAGUUGUCGUGAAUUAAUGGCGAAAAUAAUAUUGAGCACCAAAAUUCAUCCCCAUUUCCCUGCAACAUUCUCCCAAUCCAAAACACCAGCAAUUCUCACAACCCCAACUCCAUUUCUCCACAAAUGGGUUCAUCAUCAAAACACCCAAUUCCGAGGUCAUCAACUCAAGGUUAAUGGCGUGAGGAGGAGAAGGAGAUCGAAUACCGAGACAGAAACGUAUGUGCUGAUGGAGCCCGGCGAGAGCGAGGAAUUCGUGUCCGAAGACGAAUUGCGCGAGAGAUUGAAAGGGUGGUUGCAGAGGUGGCCUGGUAAAUCUCUUCCACCUGAUCUUGCAAGAUUUGAUUCAAUCGAUGAUGCUGUUCAAUACCUAGUCAAAUCUGUCUGUGAGCUCGAAAUUGAUGGCGAUGUCGGCUCACUUCAGUGGUACCAAGUUCGAUUGGAGUAGAAAAAGUACUAGUUUUUUUUUUUUUUUUUUUUUUUUUUGUGAAUCAUGUUAUUGCCCAAAUCUUGAACUUUUAUGCUCCUUUCCUGUUCGAUGAAAUGCUUGACUUGAUAUAUAUUCAUAUAAUUGUAGGAAUAUUUCAAAAGUGAAUACAUGUAAUAUACCACUAUCUAUAAACUAUAAUUAUAAACUCCCAA
This is a messenger RNA of Salvia miltiorrhiza (redroot sage), 710 nucleotides long. RefSeq names its product protein CHLORORESPIRATORY REDUCTION 7, chloroplastic. The transcript is spliced from 2 exons. Bases 1 to 516 code for a protein of 171 amino acids. Lineage: Eukaryota; Viridiplantae; Streptophyta; Magnoliopsida; Lamiales; Lamiaceae. The record is from RefSeq and is a predicted model, not a curated record. Gene Ontology annotation, cellular component: chloroplast stroma.